GCUCCCAUCAGGGAAACUGGCUCAAAGACUUGCCAUGAAAUGCCCUGGACCUCCAGAGAGCUCGAGACUUGCCUGCUUCCUGGAAAAUGCCUUAGCGAGAGAGGCUAGGAUUUGGAAAGUGCCGGUUUUCCAGAAUCUCACCCUGAAGGGCACAGAUAUCUCUCUGUCGUGUUACAAGAAAGUGGUUCUCUGGAUUGCAGAAAUAAGCUCUCAGUUCCAGUUUUACCCUGAAACGUUUGCCUUAGCUACCAGCAUCCUUAACCGGUUAUUGGCAUCAGUAAAGGCCCAAUUAAAAUACCUUCGGUGCAUAGCAAUUUCCUGCCUUGUUCUUGCAGCAAAAACCAAUGAAGAAGAUGAGGUAAUACCAUCGGUGAAGAUGCUCGCAGUGCAGAGUGGUUGUAAACGUUCUCCAGCUGAGAUCUUGAGAAUGGAAAGAAUUAUACUAGAUAAGCUUCACUGGGAUCUUUACACAGCAACACCAAUGGAUUUCUUAGACAUCUUCCAUGCCAUGGUGAUGUCCAACUGCCCCCAUCUACUACACGGGCUGCCUCAGAUGAAUCCUUCCCGCCACGUUGCAUUCUUGACCAAACAGCUACAGCACUGUAUGGCGUGCCACCAGCUGUUGCAGUUUAAGGGCUCCACAUUGGCUUUGGUGAUCAUCACCUUAGAGCUGGAGAGGCUGACUCCUGAUUGGUUUCCUGUUAUUACUGAUCUGCUAAAAAAAGCACAGAUUAACAGCACUGACUUCAUCCACUGCAAGGAACUUGUGGAUCAAGAGCUAAUGCGCUUGCAGCCAUCCAAUGCUGUGUAUAUUUUCUGUCCCACCCAUCACGCCAUCCAGGGCUGUCCCAAGGCAAGGCUGCCCUACCACGGCCCUUCUGGAUUGAGGAAUUCCCUUCAAGAGAGGUUGAGGGUCGCCGUAAGCCAGCCAGUUUUAGCACCUUUCACGCCGACUGCAGCCCCAGUUCCUGAUGAGAUGGUGGAGACUGACGACUACUACGAUGGAUUCAGACACCUGUACCGUGAGGAGGGGGGUGGGAGCGUGAGCGCGGGUGGGCCGUGCCCCCAGCCCAGGGCUGGAGGAGGCAGCUCCCCGUGUCCGCCCCUCCAGCCGCCUGACAGGGACUGGGGGAGAGUCGCUGCCGCGGGAGCAGCAACUGCAGAACCA
Messenger RNA from Balearica regulorum gibbericeps (East African grey crowned-crane), 1168 nucleotides. Lineage: Eukaryota; Metazoa; Chordata; Aves; Gruiformes; Gruidae. The record is from RefSeq and is a predicted model, not a curated record.